Molecule: messenger RNA, 24257 nt
Organism: Cinara cedri
Lineage: Eukaryota; Metazoa; Arthropoda; Insecta; Hemiptera; Aphididae
Source: the annotation of a GenBank genome assembly
AAUUAUGAUAGUAAUCAAGUCGUAAAUCGCAGUACGAGAAUUAAGUAUUGCAUGUAUAAAAUAUUUAAUACUUAUUAUUAAUUAUUAUAAAUGUUCGGUGGUUCUUGUAAUUCGUUUUUUUAUUUUAUUAUAAAUAAUUUAUCUCAUAUCUGUUGUGUUAUUUCCGAUGGGCCCAUGUUACCAACAGAGACUGACUCAUUGGUUCGAUCAAAAUAAUGUCAAAUUCUAGAUGUGCGAAAAAAUGUUUAGUAAAAAAGCGCAAACGGACGUGAAAAAAUCGGCUCACAAAAUAUUGGACCCAAAAAAAGAUAUAGCUACAAGAUUUAAACAUUUAAAAUUUUUACUAGGUAUUUCUAUUUUGCUAAUUAUAAUUGAAACAAAAUCAUUCAUUUCUUGUUGUUGUUUUUUUUCUAUAGAUAAUAGCGAUCAAAACGAAACAAAACUAUUAUUUGAAAAUAAUUAUUCAAGUAUCUAUCAAAUUUUUUAUGAAAGUUUCAUUGGCGUUGAAGCUAACUUGAAACAACGAGGUAAAACUUAUUCAUAAAAUAAAUUCAAUAUAAAGCUUUACUUAUAACAGUGAUUUAAUUUGUAGUUAUAGAAUAUAAUUUAAAAUAAUAAGACACAACUUAUAUUAUAUAUUGGUAGGUAUAAAUAUCUUAUACCUAAAAGGUAAUAUAAAAUAAAAUCUGAUUUUUUUUGAUUAUAAUGUAAAAUUAUUGUUAUAAAUAACAAAAUAAUUAAUAAAGUAAAAUUAAUUAUUUUCUAUGCGAAUUCUUGGAAAAAUCUCGACAUCUCUAAACAUUUCUGUCAAUGCAAUUAACUUUCAAACAUAACUUAAGAGGAUAACCAUGAAAGUAUACAUUUUUGGUAUUUUUAACUUAACUUGCAUUUUAAUGUGUUAUUUUUGGCAAUUAGUGUCCAAGACUGCCAUUUUUCAAUUAUUACUAUAGAAACGGCUCCUGGGUGUUUUCGCUCAAAUGGCUUGUAAAUAUCGAAAAAUAUUAGUUCUGAUUUCACCGAAAACUUUUUUAUGUUAUUACACUAAAUGAAAAAAAAAUUCCGAAAAAUCAUUUUUGAGUUACUUUUAUUUGUAAAUGAUUGAAAUAGCAAUAUAAAUAAGUUUUACAUGGUUUAUUAACAAUAAUAUGAAAAUUAAGUAUGACAGGUGAAUUCUAAUUGCAUCAAAAUUUUAAGCAUAACAUUUUAUUAUUAUUAUUAUGUUUUAAUCAUUUGAUAUAUAUGUAACCAGGACUUUCUUUUUGAGGGGUGGAAGGGAGAAUCCAAACAUAAAAUUAUGAAUUACCAAUAAUUGUCUUGGGGAAAAAAAAUGAAUGGGUAGAAAAUCAAAGUAUUAUCUGAUAUUUUGUUGAGAAACUUUUUGGUCGAGGGUCUAGACCCCUUUCCUCUCCUCCCCCUCACUCUCUGACUACAUGCCUGCUUGCAACAUUAUAAUAGGAACUAUUGGCAGAAAUUUUCCAUAAUUUUAAUGGGAGUUAAUAUUUUAAAAUACUUAAUUGUACAUCAAGAGCCACUCUCUGUACUUGAAAAAAUCAUCAUGAAAAAUCUAAGUUUGAUUUAUUUUAGAUAUCAUAUAUAUUUGUAUUAUAUUAGUAACAUAGGAUAAGUAGAUGAAAACAUGAUUAAUCACCAAAAUAAUUUAAUCAAUUAAUUUAAUUUAAGGAACAAGUUUUAACUUAAAAAUAUAUUUGAUUAUGUUAUAAGAAUUAUAAAGAAAAACAAAAAUAUGCAUCAAAUAUUUCUUUACAGUAACAACCUUGUUAUAUAAAAGUAGGUAGAUUACAAAUUUUAAAAAUAUAUCAAAUUGUAUUAUGUACAUAAUAUAGAGUAUCUAACAAUAAAUUUAAAUAAUUUAUUUUAAACAAUAUAUUUAUACAUAUAGAUUAAUAAUAUGUUAAUUGAAAAUUAUUAUGUUUGUAUUUACCUAUACAUUAAUUUUUAUAGUAGUGACCACUAACCACUUUACACUUAGUUUUUUUGAGGGGACUAAUUUCUCUGUUUAUAUAUUUUGAGGUAGCUUUAUCCCCCAAGCCCCUCUCCCCACAAGUUUUGACUAUGAUAGGUAGGUACUUAUAAUUUGUAAAUAAUUCUCCAAGUACUUGAUAAAUUGAUCAACAAAUAUGUUAUAUAAAUUAAAAUUCUGUAAGUAAGAAUCUUUGAAAUUUGAAUAAUAUUUAUUUAUUUCACUAUUUUACUCGAGUGGAUUUGUAACUUACUUUAUUUAAGGAAUAAAGUAAUCCAUAAAGGUGAAUCAUUCAUUGGAAUAGACAUUUUACCUACAUAAUAUUUAUAAAAGUACAAAAAAUGUUUGUUAACAAAUAUACUUAUUAUGGUUAUAUUAUUUUUAUGAAAUCCAUAGUCUUUUUUAGUAACUUUUACUUUUCACAACAAGUUCACAAUGAUUUAGUAUUAUUCCUAUUUUAUAUACCUACAUACUCACCAGUAUGAUCUUAUAUUAUUUCAUUUCUCUUCAAAUAUUAAAUUAGUUAGAUAUUUUAUAAUAAUUAUAACAUUUUUAAAUUAUUGAUGUAUACAAAUCUAUUAUUUUUAUGCAAUUUUCAGUAACUAAAAUUCAUAGGGACGAAUUGGAUACCAUUUUAAUAAUUUUAGAAAAAGUAUUAACAUUAUGUCCAGAAAUUAUAGCUCAAAGAUGGCAAUGUCACAGUUUGUGUAUGAUUGUCACUAAAUUAUUGCAUCCAGAAAAUGCAUGGCGUUUGAGACGAGAUGGCAUGAAGUAAAAAAUUUAAUCUAUACAAAUUAUUUUAAUCUUAUGUUUUAUUAUUAAUAUUAAAUAUUAUAGAUUUUUUAUUUUAUGGUAUCAAAUUUUGGGUGAUAAUGCACCAGAAACAAUAAAUGCAAUAUUUUGUACUCUUGUUCCUGGACUUUCAAAUUCAAUACCUGACAAUUCUGGAUUAACAGUCUUCUGGAAUAGUUGUACAAAUCCAAUAGUACUUGAUAAUAUAUCUAGUAAGGAACUUAUUACCAGAAAAUCUUUAUUUUUAACUGCAAAUUAAUAUUUCACCUUAUUAGGUCCUGUGGCUGCUGUAGAAACUAGUAUUUUGUAUCCACCACAAAUGGGUGAAAAACAGCCAGAUGAUGUAGUCAAGUAUUAUUUAGAAUCCUUGCUAGAAUUGAUGGUUAAUCAGGUAAUGAUAUUCAAUUAAUAAUAUAUUAUGGAUAUGGUUGGUCAUUGAAUAUAGUUUUAAUCAUUAAAAACUUACCUAUGUUGAAACCAUUUUGUAAAUUUUAAAUUUCAGGUUCCAAGAAUUAUGUGGAAAGAUCUGAAAAACUGUCAAAGGCGAUGUUUUAAUUUCUUAUUUGAAAAAUUUAAAGAAUAUUACUUACCUGUUAUAUUUCCAGAUUAUUCAAUUUCUACUAAUAUUUAUAAACAAACUACAGGUAUUUUAUAUUUUAAUUAAGCUUUUAGUAGAUAAUAUAUAAUUUUUAAUGUUUUAGAACUACCAGAUUGCACCAAUCAAAAUCGAACAGAUAUUAACAGUAGCUCUAGGGUUUGUGUUAUUAAGUGGCUUGCUGGUUAUACACAAGAUAUUAAACAGAAACAUUAUUAUCCUAGUAUACCUUUGAUAUCAAAAUUUAUAGGGUAUACAAUAAUAAUAACAAAAUAAUAUUUUGUGUGUAAUGAAUUAUUGUAUUAAUAUAGAGACAAAGCUCAAAUUAUACCUUUCGAUAUUGUCAGAGAUACCUUAUAUAAGUCGAGAGAAAAUGUAAAUUUAAUACAUGAAAUAUUCCGACAAGCAUUUUUAUUAAAUUUCACUUGGGCUAUUGCAAUACGAAGAACAAUUGCUGUUUACAAAGAUUGGAUUCAAUUAAGUGUAAAUUUGUUUCACUUAAAAUUACCAUUUUGUAUAUUUUAUUUUUUUUCCUGAUAGGUUGAGCAUCAACCACCUUUUAUGUUGGAACCAGAAGAAAUAAAUGUACAAACAUCAGAUUUAAAUGUAAAUUUCAUAAAUAUUGUUUAUAAUAAGUAUGCUUAAAAAAGUUUUUUUUUAGUGUUAUAACGAAGAAAUCCCUCAGAUAAAAUAUGAACCUAAAUAUGGUGAUAUUAGGGCUGGAUUUCAGGUAAACAUUUCAAUAUUGUAAUAUUAUUAUUAAAAAUUAAUUUUAUUGUUUUUAUCAAUGAAAUGCAACGUUGUGGUGCAGAAUGUUAUUCAAAUGUUUAUGAGUAAUGCUUUGCAAGUGUUUAUUUCACAAAAUGGUACACAUCCUAUAUUAUUGGAAGAACAAGUUGAUAUUUGUAAACGAGUAUUAAAUAUUUAUAGGUAUAUGGUCAUGCAUACAUAUAUGACUUUAAAGACUUGGUAAGGAUAUUAUAUUAUUUUUAUAUUUAAAGUGAUAUUAUCAACCUCGUUACUCCAUACUUCCACCUAGAUUAGUAUCCAUCACCAAACAUUGCUAGAAUGUAAAAGUAUUAAUUUGUAUUUGCUAAAAUUAUUAUUUUCAUAAAAAAAAAAAAAUCAAAUUUAGUGGUUUUAGUAUUACAUUGACAUGACACCCUGGCUUUGUGAAACCAGUUUUUUUUAGGGAUAGUAUAUAAUUUAAAAUAAAUUAUUGAAUAAUUGAACAUUUAUCAACUUAAAAAUAUUCAAAUUUACUUUUGAAUAAAUUUAAAAUUCUCAAUGAUUUUUAUUAGUAUUUAUUGUGUAAUCAUGGAAUCAACUAAAAUGUUUACUAUUUGGUAUAAGAACCACCUAUCUAUAGUUUUAUAACAAAAUGUUGACCAUACAAAUGGUUCUAUUUCAAAUAAUAGAACUUUUACUUUGCUAUUUUUUAAUUUUUUUUGAUAUUAAAUUUCUGAUAUUGAAAAAAUAAAAUUAUUGUUACAUGGGGAGUUUAUUUUUUUUUUGUGUGCAAAAUUUGGUUUGUUUGAGAAAAACAGUUUUUACAAUCAAUUUAUGAAUGUAUACUCUUAGUAGAAGAAAUAUGACUAUAUUAAUAAAUAAAAUGAUUUGUAUAAAUAUUUUCAAUAUAUAAUUUUAAAAAUACAUGAAAAAUAAAGAAAUGUUCCAAUAUUUUAUUUAAACAGGGAACAAUUACUCAAUGUUUUGUUAAGAAUAACCACACUUGUCCUGAAUAAAAAACCACCAAAACGAAAAGAAGAUACUUUAUCUGGUAAACUAGCUCCAGCUAUAUUCCAGGUAAAAAAAAUUAUGUUAUAUUAAUUAUUUAAAAAAUACAAAUGUUCUCAUAUAUACUGAUGACAAUAUUAAACAUUAUAAUUGAAUAGAGUACAAUUCAAAAUAAAAAAUAAUACAAAAAGUUUGUAUUUUUAAAUCAUAAAUUUGGAUUGUUGUAUGGAAUGAAUAGGCGAGUUUUAUCAUUUUUUGGUCAUAUAAAUUUAAUAAUUUCUUUAGGCAUUAAAAUAUUGUAUUUUGAUAGUCAUCUCUACUGGAAUAUCAGAACAAUCAACAUUUUCCAGGUAUUUUCUAUUAAGAUAUUUUAGACAAUUAAAUGUCAGCAUGAAAGCAGGGGCGGACUGGGGUUGAAAGUCUGCAUGGACAACCAUAAGAUUAGGUCCUUUAAUAAAAAACUAUUUCUAGCAAACAAAUAUACCUAUAUUUAGCCAACAAAUUUAUCUUCUGGCAGGUGGUUGCCCAGCACUCAAUCCGCCCAGCAUGAAAGUAUUUGUUUGUUAUAAAUUGAAAAAUAAUUUCAAUGUUUAUAAUUAUUAUUAAUUCAAUCAUUUUUUCAUUUUACAAACAAUAAUUUAUUGUUACCUCAAGAAAUUGACCAUAAUAUCCUAAACUCACAACUUAAUAUUCUAUCAAUAAAAUGUUCACAUCAAAUUUAUUGUCUAAUUUAUUAUAUGCACUUGUAGCAUGCUACUCUUAAUUUAAAUGAUUUUAAUAUGUAUACAAAUAAUUUUUAAAUAUAUUUGGUAAACCAAAUCAGUAUUUUUAUAUGAACAAUGUGCAUCCUCUACUAACUACUUUUAUGAGUUUGAACUGUUUUUAGCUAAAGAAGUGAAUGCUUUUUAUGUAGAUAUGUAUAUUAUGUAGUGUUGUAGCCACACAGUUAAGGAGGUUUAGUGAGUUCUAGUUUAAUUAAACCUGUAAAUGGUUUUUUAAAAUUUAACACUUAAUGUAUAUUUGAAUUGCCAAUAUAUGAAAUAAAUAUGCAGUUUUUUGAUAGGAUUGUGUGGUUUUCUGAUGUAUAUUAAAGUAUUAUAUUUAUAAGAACUUCUAGUGAAAAUCUUGGCUACAAAUCUGCAAAUAUGUAUAUAAAUACAUAACCUAUGUGUUUUUUAGUGUUUUUUGUACAAACUUCAAGAAUGUUUUUGUAUGUUAUUAAGUGGAAUUAAUUUACUUGUUUUGUUCAGGUUUCCAACCAGUAUAUAAUUACUGGGCACAUCAGGGUGGUAUAUAAUCCUUUUUUUAUCUCCCUUGACAGUGAUCUUGUACCUAAUAGUUUUGCCAAUCCAUAAUAAGUCCUAUUUCCUGCUUGGAUUCUUGUAGCUACUUGUUUGUUGAUAUCAUUAUUUUCAUUUACAAUUAUGCAAAGAUAUUUGAAAUGAUUAACUUUCUUAUAUCUAAAUUUAUCUACCUCCAUGUAUAUGCAGUCAGUCCAAUCUCAUCUUCCCAUUAUCAUUUAUUCAGUUUUCUGUUCAUUAAUGUGUAAUCCUACUUUCUAUGUGUGUCAUUAAGCUUUUUGAAGAACUGUUUUAUCCUAUCUUAUCCUAUCUUCCAUUAACACUACAUCAUCUGCAUAUGCCAAUAAGCAAAUAGUCAAAUUCCAGAGUUUUAUUCCUUUAUGAGGUUGAAUUCUCAUUUUUUUAUUACUUUUUCCAAAACUAAUUUGAAAAAGACAGAUGAGAUAAAAUCAUCUUGUCUUAGGCCGAAUUUCACUAUAACUAGAUCUGACUUCAUGCUUCCGAUUUUAACUCUAACAAUGGUUUCCAUGAUACUGAUUGAGAUUAAUAAAUUGACCAAUUUCUGGGGGAAAUAAAACUCUUUCAAUACAUUUAUAGGACUCUUCCUAUGAAUACUGCCAUAAGCCUUCUUGAAGUUAAUAAUUAACGUUAAUUAAUUUCCUUAUUAAAUUCUCAUGUUUUUUGAUAUAAAAUAUGUUUAUUUAUUUAAAAUUCUUACACUCUGUUUUUUAUACCAAAAAUAUUGCUUCAUUAAAAAUUAAAAGAUUACCUUUUUUGUUGUAUUUUUAAUCUGGGUGGGUUAGAAAUUCGGUUUUUAAUUUUCUAUGUAGUUUUUUUUUAAUAAUUGUGCAAAAUUGAAAAACGUAUAAAUGACAAAAAAAUGUAUGGAAAUUAGGCUUUUAUAAUUAAAAAAUUUUUUAUGUUAUUCUGUUAAAAAUUUUCAUAGAUACUUGAAAUUUGUUCAGAAAACUUAUAAUUGUUUUUUCUAGAUUAGUAAAAUUUUAAAAAUAUUCAAGCCAUUUUUAAGUUAUUUAUAGACAUUCAAAUUUUUUCUUAAUUUUUACUUGAUAGGUAUUCUAUUAAAAUUAUGACUUAAGAGAAAUACUUGAACAUUAAGCACAAAAUUCAUUAUAAAUGGUACUUAAAUAAUUAAUAAUAACAAGAAUUUAGUAUUGUUUUCUUUUAAAAUCAAUUGCUUAUAUAACUACUAUUAUCGUUUUUCAGUAGCAAUGAUUUAUCAUUGCAUACAGAUAUACAUUCAAUUUCCCUCUAUAUUCUACUGUCACAACUUUUCACCUAUAAGAGUGGCCUAUCAUAAAAAAUGUAACUUUUUUUUUUGUAUUUCAGUUAUGAAUAUUUUUAUUUUAGAGGGUUGAAAUUGUCCAGAAAAUUUAUGACUGCCUAUUUGAUAGAUAAAAAGUGGAUAAAAUUGUUAGAAUAAUAGAAAUGAUUGAAAAUUUAACCAAAGGUUGAUAUAAAAACAAAUUGAGUGUAAUGUAGUAUUUUUUUUUUAUACAAAUUUUAAUGAAAAUCUUAAAUAUUUCAAUACAUGUAUAACCGAACUUUGUUAUUAUUUUUGUUUUAACUAUUUUUGUUAAUAAUAGUUUGUUGUUGUUUAUAAAUUUAAAUUAAAGAACUUUAUGUAUCCUUCCUUUCCAACUUCUCACCUACAAUAGUACCAUACCCAGUCCCCUAGUAUCAGAUCUUUUUUUUUAGUUAUAUGAAAUUAUCUAUAAAUUAUUACAUUAUUAUUUUAAUGGAAGAUUGAUUUUCCCAUAAGUAUAUGUGUAUAUAGUUUUUUUUUAAUUUCUAGUCAAAUAAGAGAACUGUUUUAAGUCCCAAUUUAGCAAAAUCGAAAUUGAAUGGAAAUGUAAAUACUAAAAAUACUUAAUAAUGUGACAUCAUUCUUAAAGUUUGUAUCAUACUUUAUGAAAUAUUCAUUAUGGUUAAAUCAUCAAACUCUUAGCAUGCUCAUGCCAAAUAUUUAGCUAUAUAUUAUUAUAUUUUUAAUUUGUACAUAUUUUAGACUUUAAUUGUAACCUGGAUAAAAGCUAAUUUAAAUGUUCCAAUUUCUGAAAAACUGUGGAACCAGUUUUUAAAAGUGCUUUGUUCUCUCACUCAAUGGGAAGAACUUAUUAGAGAAUGGUCGGUGAGUAAUACAUUUUUUUUUAAAUAUUUUUCUUUGUAAUACUUAUUAAUUAAAUUUAUAUACAAACAAUUUUAUUUUUAUAUAUAUAAUUUAUGUUUAUAUCUAUUUCUUAUUUAUUGUGUUAACUAUUUUCAGAAAACGUUAGAAACACUUACACGAGUAUUAGCUAGACAUGUGUAUGGCCUGGAUUUAGCAGAUUUGCCAUUAGAGCGUAUAUUAGAUAAAAAAUCAAGAAAAAAACGUGGUUGCACUAUAUUAAACUCUGCUUACAAUAUCUGUAAUUUGUCCCAUUCACAAGUAAACCAACAACGAGGUUCUGUGAUAGGUAAUUUACUAUAAUAAAUUUUAUCUAUUUAUAUUUAUUAAGCUUUAAAUCAAGUACUGUAUGGGCAUAUGUAUAAGUGUACAUUUUUUUUUAUCAUGGAACAGUCAAUUUUAUUAAGAUCCAUUUUUUGUAUUAAGAAUUUUUUUCCUUUUUACUUUUAUGUAUCUAAGAUUUGUUUAUAUUUUUUUAAUUGUAGUCUAUGGUGUAAAUUUUAGACUUUAGUUUAUAAAGCUAUUUAAUAUGUUUAAUUAAUUUUGUCUUCUCUAUUGGUUGUUAACCAAUAGAUUUGGUUUAUUAACUAUCAUUUGAAUCUUAGUAAUCCUCUAAUCUCAGCCAAUAUAUUUAAAUCUACAUAAAAAGGAGUCUCUUAUUAAAGAUAAAAUUACUAAAAUAUGUUCAUACAUUUUUAUAAAUAAUAUGUUGGUUUAUUUGUUUUAUAUAGAUUCUCAUUCAGAUAAUACAAUUAAAAAAAGACAAUUUAUCAAACGGUCAAAUAGUGAUUCAGAUAUAACAUAUUGCUAUUUAUUUCAAAAAUAUAGUGAAACUGAUUCAGUUUUUAAUAUUACAGGUAUGUGAUAAUAAAUUGAUACUUAUUAAAUUAAUAUUACUAUAUCUUUUAUUUUUAAUAUAGAAACACCUACUGCAGAUGAUAUUAAAUAUAGUUGGAAGGAUGACAAAUCUUUAAAAUGUUUAUUUAAUGUACGAAAAUGUCAUUCUUUAGAAAAUUUAACACAACUUUUAAGUACGUAUUCUUUAAAUUAUUUAUCAAUAAUUAAUUAACUAUGACUAUGGUGCAUUUCCAGUGUUGAGAAUGCGUGAUACUCAUUCAAGGUCACCAUCUCCAGUGCCUUCAGCUGGAAUGGAAAGUAAUUUAUUUAAAGAUACAAAUAUACAAAUAGAAAUAAUGUCUUCUCAACAUCCUUCUUCAGGUAUAAUAGAUAAUUAUAUUGCAAUGCAAUAGUGUAUAUCCUUAUUAAUAUAUUAUAGAAAAAAUAACUAAUAAAAAGUCAGUCAUGUCUGGUGGGGAAGUUAGAGGUUGGACACCAGAUGUUGCUGCAAUAUUGUGGCGUCGAAUGCUUAGUGCUCUUGGAGAUGUGAACUUAUUAGAAAAUCCAAUAUUGCAUGAGAGAGUAUUUCAAUACUUAUUAGACCUCAAUGAAACAAUGACCAAAGUAAGUGAAUGCUUUUAAAAUUGUAUACAUGAAAAUUAUAAGCAUAGAAUAAUUUCUUAUAGAUAUAUCAAAAUCGAAGCAUGGUAGAAGAAGAUAAUUAUGCAUCUUCAGAUUUAGUUCCACCAAUAUUAAUUAUCGCUCCAUGGUGUUUUCAGGUAAGUUAAAAUUCUUGGUUUAUUAUCAAAGAAUUAACUUUAUUAAAUGUUUUAUAGUUUAUCUUUGCUAAUUUAAAUUAUUUGAAUAAUAUAUUUGAAUUGAUCUUAUUCUUAUUCAAUAUAGAACUUUCAAUUGUUAUGAUAUUUACUAAAGAAAUUAUUUGUUUUUAAAUUAAUUGACAAAUAUUACAAUAUAAAUAUUAUUUUAGGCUUUGAAUUUACCAAAAACUUACAGAAAUGGUAAACUUCAUGCAUAUAAAUUAUUGUGUCAAAUGACACUAAAUAAUAACAAAGAUGUAUCAUUAGGACAAAAAUAUGUCACACAAUUUUUCAAAGUACUACAUUAUGGCCUAACUUCUAGCGAUCAAGUAUUUAUAUAUUUAUAUUUUCUUUAUUUAAGAAUAAAUAAAUAAAUAAAAUAUUACACUUAAUUUUUUAGGACAUUGUUAACACAAUACUAAAAAAUACAGGCCCUCAAUUUUUUUCCCAUCAAUUACCAGGAUUUACAUUACUGACAUUGGAUUUUGUUCGUGCCUGUAAUGAAGUCCUUAGUGGAACAAAUUUUAGUAUGGUAAUAAAUAAUAGAACUUUGUUGAGUUCAUUAAAUUAGUAAUUCAAAUUGUUUAUAAAAGUAUUUCCCUUUAUUCUUUAUAGCUACCUUAUAACUUCUACUAAAAUGUUUGUACAAUGGGUUAUAAUAUUUUAUAAUUUUUAUUUCAGGCGCCACGUGCUGAAGCGGUGUCUAUACUAGGGACAUUAUUAUGUUUUCCGGCUAAUCUUACCAAAGUACCUUAUCUUAAACCUGAUUGCCACCAGUUUCUAAUUACAUAUUGUCCUGAUAUUAAAGUAAAUUAAAGUUCAGCUUGUAUUUUAUUGAAUAAAUAAAUUAUUAAUUAUAUUUUCAGGAUACUGUAAUAACCAUCAUGUUAAAAGUAGCUAAGAGAGAACCUUCUGGAUUAGCAAGGUGUAUAUCUUUAUCUAAUUUGGGUAUUUUUGUGUGUCAAGAAUUAAGUAAACCUCACCCCUUUCAUCCUAGUAUUAAAGAAGCAAUUAUCACAUUGCUACUUGCUUUACAAGUAAAUACCAAUGUGGUUUAGAUAACAAUAUUAUAACUGUGCAUAGUAAUUAUUUUAAAUAUUUAUUUCUAGUUUAAAAAUGAGAAAAUUUCUCAAGUUGCAUGUGAUAAUGUAAUGUUAUUAUGUGAUUAUGUUCCAAUUUUGUUGAUAUAUUAUCCAGAUAUUCCACCAAAAGUUCUUGAGGUAAUUAAAAUUUUUUUAAUAAUAGAUUUGUAGGCAAUUGACCUUAUCACAUGUACCAUUAGGUUGCUUUUUAAGUUUUGCGAUAAGAUUACACUUGGGUUACUAUGUCUAAUCUUAUAAUAGAACAUGAUAAUUGACAUUAUUACAAUUUAUAUUUAUCGAUUUGAGAUACAAAUGUGAUGACUUUUGCUGUAGAUUAACUCAACAACAAUAUUUUGAACAACUUGUUUCAAUUUUUGGUGACAAAGUGUCACACCGGCCCUUUGUUUCACAGAUUUGCUGAAUUUAAUUGUGGUUAUUUAAUUUGCUUAAGGAUUAAUUUCAUGAAAGUCAUCUAAAAUCAGUGGUUUUGCCAGAAAACAUUGUAUGUGAUAUGAUAAAUCUAGAUCGCCAUAUGACUUUGUCACUGUGAAAUUGAGACAUCUCUAGGCAUGAGUUCUACUAGUGUUCAUUUAAUAUUGCAUGGACAUUUGGUAAAAAGUGUGUUCAUGUUGGAUCCCACACAAUUUGAAACUCAAAAAACACACUCAAAAAAAGAUUCAUAUAGAUUGGUUUACAGAAAUGUUGAAAAAAUAGAGUCAUGGCACUUCAUACAAUUGGAAUAGAGAAUAAAUUAUGGAUUUAUGUGUAUGAUUUGGAAAGUAAACGGCAAUAAAUUGUAUGGGUCUUUCAAGGUGAGCCAAAUCUAACAAAAGUUGCAUGACCUCUUUGAAGCAAAUGGUUGCCUGUUUUUUUGCAUAACUGAACAUGUGGCAACUGUAAUAUUAGAACAAUGUAGGACAGUUUAUUCUAAAUGGUACAUAACCAUUUGCUUACUAAAAUUCUUCGAAGAAAUAAGGGAAAAAAGAUGGACAAUGGGAGCUCUCACAGAUCGCCUCAAACAACUGUCUAUCUUAUUAGUCAAAACAUCAAAUUGUUGGGUCAUCUGCUAUACACCUCUGAUUUAGCACCCAAUGACUUCUUAUUAUUCCCACAUCAAAAAAAAAAUUGCAUGGUUAACCUUUUCUAAUGCCUGAAGAACCAGUUGAUAUGUUCAAAAUGCAUGUUUUGGAGGUAUUUUAAUUGAAUUCGAAAAAGUUCUUUGAAACUUGGUUCAAAUGCAUGCAAAAGUGUAAUGAUAUUUGUGGAGAAUAUUUUGAAAAACAAUAAAACCAUUUUUAAUGAUAAAUGUUAUACUGUAUUUUUUUCGCAAAACUUAAAGGUAACCUAUGUAUUAUGUAACAAUGAUAAUUGUAAAACAAUUUUUUUAUAAAUAAUCCUUUAAUUUUAUAGGUAUUAUCUGCAACCCUGUCUAAUAUGUUACCAAUUGGGGAUAGAAAUAAGCGUUUAUUAACAUCUCUAGUAUUUUGUUUAGCUGAAUGGACUAUGCGUUUGCCAAUUUCGACUUUAUUAGAAAUAAGGUCUAAACAAAAUUUAUCAAUGACUGUAUUUAUGGUAUGCUUUAUAAUUUUUAUUUAUGUGUUGAUUUUUUUAAAAUAUGUUUAAUAACUAAUGAAAUAUAAUGUCUAAUAAGACACUUGAACACUUUAUUUUAAGGCAUAUACACUAUGAUUAGGAAUUUAGAACUGUACUGUCUCACUUUAGGUUAUUGAUGCUUUAAGCAGAACUUGUAAUGAAAAGACAAUUGAAUCAUUAAAGAAAGCAACAGAAGUUAAUUUAGAAUAUGCAAAUGAAUUCACAUUUGAUAUAACAUUAGAUAAUUUAAAAACUGGAGAGUCUACUAGAAACAUGUUUAGUGAUCAUAAUACCAUGGCACCAACACACCUUAAUAGUACGAGACACUCGCUUCAAAUAGCUACUAAAAUGGUGUGUAUGUUUACUACAAUUAUUUUGAUAUUGAAUUAAUUUCAAACCACCUUGCAGAUAAUUAACCAUUUACUUAAUAAUUUGGGUCAAUUCCCUAUGUUAACUGGAAGAUUGUGUUCUAUGGUUUCUGAACAUGAUGAUGUCCUUAAUUCUGUACAUGAACAAGUUACAGUUGACAUAUUUUCUGUACCAAAGAUUCAGGUAUAGCUGUUUAAAAUAUAUGUUUUAAACUUAAAUAUUUUUUAAAUUGUAUUCAUUGUUUACUCUUUAGUUAUUUAUGUCUAUUACAAAUAUGCUUACAAUUUCUAUAAUCGAAUUACCCACGUUGGAAUUCCCUGGUGGAGGUAUAACUGCAUGUUUGAGAACAGGAUUUAAUCAAGUACGCGUUAUACAGCGCGAUUUAGUUGGAAAAUCUUGUUGGGAUAUUUCAUUACUUUAUUGUAGUCCUGAAUCUGAACCAAAGAAUGGUAAACCUAAAAUUAAACUUAAUUUCAAAUUAAUUGUGUAGAUACAAUUUAUUAGAAUUUAAUUACACUUUAUAUCUUUUAGAUGAUAACUUAUUCAUUACAAAGUCUAUCUAUAAAAAUAACGAAACAGAAGAAUCGAUUCUAAUAUGCAAUUCAAAUUGUCAAAUUGAACAUACUUUGCGCCAUCGAAUUCCUAAUGUUCUACCGACAUUUGAAAAUUCUGCAGAUGAUCUUGAUAAUUUAGAUGAUGUAUUCAUUAUAUUUUAUAAUUAAAAUAUAUUUAAUUUUUAAUCCGCACCUUUCUUUAUAUAUGCAGUUACUUCAAUUCAUUGGUUUUACCAGCUCUGAAUGUUUAGAAGACUUGGAAAUUUUAUUAAACAACCCUGCAAUAAAAUCUCCAAUGACAUUACAAUUAGAACAAGAUGUUAUGAGUACAAUUCUCGGACAACAUUUUUUAGAUAAUAAUUAUACAGAAAAAUUAAACACUGUACUUUGCACACAGUAAGUUAAAUAGUAUAGCUAUUCAUUAACUUUAUACUAAUUUGAAUAUCAUUUAAAUUUUACUGAAGUAUGGAAAAGCGGCCUAAAUCUAGUGUUCAUAAAUCUCCAUUUCAAACUGGGCGAGCACUAUUUUCAGAAUUAGGUUUUACUAACUGGGAUCAACGAAAACAAAUUUACCAGCUUGAACGCAAUGAAAAAGUUUUGAGAGAACUACGUAAUCUUGAUGCUCAGGUAUUUUAGUAGUUUUCAGAGUUUUAAUUAUAGUUUUGUAUAUAUUUAAUUUGUAAAUUGUUUGUACUUAAACUGCACCUAGGUUUGAAUAAAAUAAAAUAUGUUUUGGUUGUAAAAAUAUACUUGUUUAAUACUGAAAAAUUAAUUUAAUAAGUGAUAACCAAGACUUGAAGUAUUUACAUUUUUUGGUGAUUUUCAAAAAACCUAGAAGUGAAAUUUGAAUUUUUUUGUUGAAUAUUUCAAAGUUUUGAUGCUCCUUUGGUAGUUUGUGUUUUUAGCAAUAUAACUAUUUUAUGGUUAUAUUUUUAAAAUUUAUAAAUUCUUUUCAUUUUUAUUAAUAUUAUGUUAAUUACAUGUGUUAUAAACUUACAUUUUUUUAAUAAUUUAAAAAUAUUAUGUGUAUAAACAUUUAUAAAAUACUAAAAAUUAGUAAAUUCAUAAGUUUAUAACUAAAUUAAUAAUUAUUGUGUGUAUAUGAAUUUGUUUAAAACAUAUGUACAAUGGUACUUAUAAAACUUUUUGUUGUAUUGCAUGUGCCCUGAUGGUUAACCCUUGACAAUAGUACUCUAAAAUAUUAUUUUGUGUUCACACAUAAUCAUUUAAUAUAGCAUAUAACAUAGAUUAAAUAUACACAUUAAUGUUCAUAAAUGUUUAAUAUAUUAUAUAUUUAUUAACAUUAUAAUUAAUGUUUUUGUUUACUAUAUUUAGUAUUGUAGAGACACUCACAAAAUAGCUAUAAUUUAUGUUGCGGAAGGCCAAGAAGAUAAAUUUGCUAUUAUUUCAAAUACUGGGGGAAGUCAAGCCUAUGAAGAAUUCAUUUCUGCACUUGCUUGGGAGGUAAAAGCUAUACUCAUAUUUUAUAAAGGUAUUUUAAAAUGUUUUUAAUUUAUUUUCUUAUAUAAAUAGGUGGAAUUAGAAACACACAAUGGUUUUAUGGGUGGACUACAGAGAAACAAAAAUGCUGGUAGUACAACACCAUACUAUUCUACUUCAUUCAUUGAGGUAGUUUUUCAUGUAGCUACCAGAAUGGCUACUACAUCCACACAAGAAGCAUAUGUUCAAAAAGUAUAUUUUUAAAAACUUAUCUAUUUAUCCAACUAUUUAUAUUAUGCCUUGUUAUCAGACUAGACAUCUAGGAAAUGAUGAAGUACAUAUUGUAUGGUCCGAAAAUUCCAAAGAUUAUAGACGUGGUAUUAUUCCUACAGAAUUCUGUGAUAUUCUUAUUGUCAUAUAUCCAUUGCCAAACAGUUUAUUUAGAAUUCAAGUGUCUAGGAAACCAGAAGUUAGUCAAAUUUCAUACUUUUAUACAUAGUGUGGUAGUUUUGAAAACUCAAAAUUGAUGUGUUAUGUGUACUUGUAUAAUUUAAUGUUUAAUGUUAUUUAGGUUCCUUAUUUUGGACCACUGUACAAUGAAGUUAUUGUUCAAAAAUCUAUUUUAGCUAAUGUAGUACGUCACACAGCUAUAAAUGCGUCAUGUGCAAAACGUAGUACUAUACCAUUCUAUCAACAAUAGUAUGUUUAUUUUGACUACGAUAUUAAUUUUAGAUACCAUUAUAAUUUUCGAAAUUUAGAUUGAAUUAAACAAUUUAUUUUACAGUUAUGAAGAAAGGUGGUUAUCAUUAGAUUUGAUUAUGAAAAAAUACAGACACUCGGGCACUUUUGAAGAAUUCAUAUCAAAUGUUUAUUCACCUGUACAAACAACCUCACCAUUCCAGCAAUCUUAUUUUAGGAGUAAUUCAGGUUAUAAUUUUUAAUAUUAUAACAAUUUUUACUGACAGUGUUGGUCUGGACAUUUAAAUGACCUCAGAUGUAUUUUUCAAAAGGGUUUUAAAUCAUUUUUAACUUGUGUAAUAUUACUGUUUUUAUUUUUAAUAUCUUGGCGAUUUAAUGGAAUAAUCAUAAAUUUGUUUCCAUUUGUCUAUCUUAUUGAUUUUUUUAAUAUUGUAAGGCUAUAUCUUUACAAAACCUGAUUAGAAAAUCAGUUCUGUUCACUAUUUUUAACCAUGGUCAGGCCGACACUGUAUAAUUAUAUGGUAUUACUGGUGCAUAUUAAAUAAAAGCCUAUCAUCUUGAUCUUAGAAAAAUAUAAGCCCGAUGAUUACAUAUCUGGUUCAAACAAUUUAGCCGCUGUCCUCAUAGACUCCUGCCAAAAUAGAAAUGUUAAAGGUAAACUUGAAUAGAAUAUAAAAAUAUAAGUCAAUGUUAUUAAAUUAACUUAAAUACAUUUAAAAUUUGUUUAAUUUUUAAUUGAUAAUAAUCUUUCAUUAAAUGACAAGUAUUACUUACUAGUAAAAAUACAUAGUUGUACGUAAUACAGGGCUACCAAUAGAUUGGUCCAAGAAAAAUGGAACUGAUGUGGAUGUGUUAAUAUCCGCUGGAAUAUCCCCUAGACCGCACAAGAAAUUGACUUCACAUCAAAAUCUUAUGCGAUAGCAUUGUUGAAAUGAAUGGUACAGACAUGUUUGUUUUAAUAUUGUAUUGUUUAUUUAAUAGCAUGCAGUAUGUAUGUACAGUAGUCUAAACAUUUUCCUCUAGUGAAUGCACGCAAUUUUUUUGUCAUAGAUUUGUUUUAAACUAAUAUUAAUUUGAUGUUUGACUAAAUAAGAUAUUUGAAUUUGUAAUUUUAUUUUAUUAUCUUAUAUUAUAAAAUAACACAUUGCAUUUUGUGAUGAUAAUUGAAUAUACCUAAAAUUAAUUAAUUAAUUAAUUAAUUUAUAAAUCUUUUUUGUCAUGGUAGGUAGCUGUACUAUGAAAUAAGAUUAUUAUUCAUGAUGGGAAUUGAAAUAAAAAUGAGUACAUUAUUUUUCUUAUAUAGGUAUACCAAUACAGUUUUAACUUACCUUUCUAUUAAUUUAAGCCAUAGAUCUAUUAACUUUUGUAAGUUCUAUAAAGCACACUAUUUAUCUAUGUUUUAGAUUUUGUGAUGGUUUUUCUAUGAUGUGUGUUUUUAUGUGUAUGUCUUCAAACAUUUUUUCUACCAGAGACCUUGCUUCGAUUGAUUAUGACUUCAAGUACAGGGUAGAUUUAUCUAUCAUGAACCAGUGAUGUUUUUGUAGAAUUUUAAGUGAAUUUUAUUUUUAUUUUUCAAUCAUGGAAUCAUUUAAGCCUUAUUUUAAUACUAUUUUCACUUUUACAACCAUUACUUCCUAUACCUUAAAUGAGUAUUAACUUUUUAUUUUCUAAUAGAAACCCCCUUCCAAUUCAAACACAGUUAUGAAUAGAAAAUAUUUGUCUAUCAAUUUUGUAUAUAUAACACUUAUAUAUCGGAUUAACUGUUUAUGAGUUAUCACAAUAUAUCAUUUAGACUAGAUGAUUAGGAAAGGGUAAUUCUGUAUCCAUUUUUAAAUAGUAAAUUGAUUGGAGCGAAGAAACUGAGUAGUUUACAAUGUUCAUUUUGAAUUUUGUAAAUACAUUUGUGCAAUAUGCCCCAUAAUUUGUUUGUUUUCUAUGUACUUUAUCUAUUUAAAAAAUUCCACAUUUAGAACCUCUCUAGUUCCAUAAUUCUUGCAUAUUGCUCCUUUAUGGAAUUGUCUGUCAAUCUAGGACUUUUUUUCCUAUGACUGAGAUUUACCUGUAUUUAUUUUUAUUACAAUAUUGUGUGUUUUUAUCUGCUUAUAUGUGUUUAAUCAUAGGUGUCAUUACAGCACACGGUUGCAAUUGCUACCCCUAUUUUUAAUGGGGUUGAAAAAUAAUAGCUAUGCUACCCUAUGAGUAAUUUGUAAAAAAAAAAUGCAUUUUUUUUUUCAGAAUAUAUUUAAACUAAUAUACUAUCAUUGAUUAAUAAAUUGAAUUUAUAAUUAUAUUAAUCACUUGAUUGAGUAUUUAAUAAUUUCUGUAUCAAUUUGAUAUAAUUGUGAUUAAUAAUUUACUAGGACCAACAUAACAUAAGACACUCAUUAUCUCAGAAAGUGUUAAGUUUUUUCAGAUUAGUUUUUUAGAACAUUUAAGAAAUAAGUAGUUCUAAAAUAUUUCAUUAUUCUUUUAUUUGUGAAAUUUAUAUUUACCCCCUAAGGGUUGACAUUUUUAAUUUCCAUAAACUCAUAGAUGAAAUAUUUCAUUUUUAAAUUCUGGUGGGAGGGUGAAGAAGUAGUAGUAUAUCAAUUGUGUGGAGACACAGUGUCAAUUUAAUAGUGUUACACAACUCUCCUUCUACCUAAACAUAAAAAUGGUAUACAUCAUCAAUAGGUGGACAGAAAUUAAAAAUGGCAACACCAAAAUUGAUUUAAACUAAUUAUCUAUUUAACUAAAGAAAUUCUAAUAUAAUUUGCCGCUUGAAAAUCAAAAGUAAAUAAUGUUUUCACCCCACAAAAUAGAGAUAACAAAAAAAGAGUAAUGGAAUAUUUUGUUGCCUAAAUGUUCUAAAAAAAAAAAUUUGAAAAUACAUAGUUAAUUCUUUAUGAAAUAAUGAGCGCCAUACAUUAUACUGAUUACUCUGUAUUGAAACACCAAUUGAUCCCUUGCUUUAUUAGACUACAACUGAAUCAUAGAUGCAACUAUGGGGUGUUAGGAUUUUUUUAGCAUCCCCGAAAAUUCCCAAUAAGUUUAUUUAUAUUAUUGACUAAAUAUUUUAUCCAUGUAUUUCAUAAUUAAUAAGUGGAACAAAAUACAGAUUAUCUACAAAAAAUGCCUUUGUGUUUAAAAUAUAAAAAUUAUGAGAUAUAUUUAUACAAACAUUAUUGUUAAUAAAGACUAUAAGACUUAAAUUUGUUGUUGCUUAUUAUAAGUAUCGUGUAAAGGGGAUUGUUGAGGCAUUGCCCUUAUGGGUUUGUGAUGUGCUUAUAAUUUUAGCACUCCCAAAUUUGUUGGUCUAGUUGCACCAAUGAACUGAAUUUAAACUAUUGAAGAUACUUGCUUUCUUUUUAAUUAGAUUCAAUAUGUGAAAUUUUGUUUAUGAGUUAAAUAGUAUUCUUAUAAUCUAUACUAUUGAUAUGUUACAGUUGAAGCUGAAAUGGAAACAGUCCGACUGCAAUAAAAAACUGUUACUCUGUCACAGUCUAUGCUCAUUACGUUUCCAACUCUAGCCUUUUUAUUAUUGCCAAACUUUACCAACUGGCGCAGACUCGAGAUUGGAACUAAGCGCCGCACACAGUACAAAGUUUAAUAUUUAUUAAUAGGUACCUGGUACUUGUUAUUAAAACUGACACUGUUAUUGUUUUGUCCCAUUUAGUCGCACUAAAACAUUAUUAUUAUUAUUAUUAUUAUUAUUAUUAUUAUAAUUAUUUAUUAAUAUGGGGGUUUUUUCUUUUUUCAUGGUGUUACUUAAAAAAAAAACAACAACCUCUUCACAUAAGUACCUAACCUAACCUAUAUUAUAAAAUAUUCUUAAUUAGGUAGGUGUUAGUAUUAUUAAUGUUAAUCCGUCCCAUGUGUACUUAAACCGUUUUGUACCUAAUUUUUAUUACUGGGAAACUUAGACUGACUCUGACUUGUUUUCACUUAUAGAUGUAGAAAUAAUUUAUCAUAUAAAUAACUGUAGUUAUACAUAGUUAUUAGUGAUAGAAUUUGGAACUAAAAAUUGUUGGUGAUGUACAACUAAAAUAACUGAAAAAUAUAACUAAGUAAAUAUUAAAUAAUUAAAAUAGAUACUAAAAAAAAAAAACUUGAUUUAUACAAUUUUUAGUUUCUUUAAUUUUAUAUUGGGUACCUACUUUGUUUGAAUAAUUAUAUUUUAAUAGGUUUUACCUCUGCAAGCUAUAACCUAUUUGUUUUUCUUUAUAAUUUACUUUUGCUAUGAAAAGUAUUUUAUGUCCAAGUUUGUAAUUUUUAAAAGUAAAAUGCAUUUAUUCUAUAGCAGCUAUUAAGAAUAAUAUGGGAAUACAAGUCCCGAAUCCCAGUUAUUACAAUAAAUAACAAAGCGUAUAUUUUCCACUAAUAUAGUAUUUCCUUGGGCCCUCCUGUCUAUCAAUAUUGAAAUUUAUUUGUAUCUUCUGCUCGUUCAACUUUUUUCUAUUUUAUUUCUGAAUAGCCCAUUGCCCAAUAUUAUGUCCACUGUAUUACCUAUAGUGUAUUAUAAUUAUUUAAGAGAGCUCUUUUGUUUUAAUGGUCUAGGUACAUCAAAACAAUAUGAUAAAUGAGUAUUUUUAUUACUUUUACUUUCAUUCGGUAGGUAUUACAUUAUAUUAUUAUAAUUUAUAUUUUUUAUCUAUUAUAUCAUGUUUUAUAUAUUAUCGAUCUCGUUCUGUAUAAUGUAGCGAAAUUUUUUCACCUUAAACAUUAAGUCAAUGAUUUUACUUAUUAUUGUAAUAUCAUAGUCAUGUUUCAAAUAUUACUAUAAUAAUAUUCACCUCGUCUUAUUUUAAAUACUUCUUUUUAACAUCACGUUUUAUAUUAUAAUAUUCUACUACCUAUUGAAUGUAACUUUUUUUUUUCAAUUUUUAAUCUGUGAUUUUUUUUCUAGUUGUUUUUAAUAUAAUAUACAUAUUUAUUAUUAUUAUUAUUAUUAUUUUUUAAGUUUAAUUAUUGCAUACCUAUAAUAUUAAGUUGGAAACCUUUUGAUAUACCACUACUCGUGCACAGUAUUAAUGUAUCAACCAGCAAUACACCCAGGUAUAUAAGUCUAUUCUCACUACUUUAACAUCUUUAAAAUAUAUAUAUGUUAAUAAUAAUAGUAAUAAUAAUAAAGUUAACAUUUUAAGUCAUUCUAUAAAGGGUUAUGUAUUAGUUAAAAUAUUUUAUUUUUAAUAUUAGUUAUACAAAAUUUUGUUUAUUUAAAGAAAAUUAUACAUCAAAUAUAUUACAUAUAUUUAUUUAUUUAUAUGAUAGAAUGCUGAGUUGUUAUUUUCUUAUUCAUGUUGAAAAAACAAAGAGCAAAUUACUACAGAAUACAUUAAUGACUACUGGAAUUCAGUGGUAUAAUGUACAGAUUCAAUUAAAUAAAAUUGUAAAAGUUGUAGGCACCCAUGCUAACCAACAUAAUAAUUAAUAAUAUUGUCAAACAGUGAACAUAUAUUGUUUGUAUUAUGUCCAAUUACAUGUGCUAUGUUUCCACAACAGAUAUAUAAUAUUAUUAUUAAAAUACCUCAUAUCCUUAAAAUAACUUUUAAUUAACAGAAAUAAAAUAAAACCAUAUACAAGGUGAUUUUUUUUUUAUCAUGAACCAGCAAUUAUCUAGGAGGAUCUUAAGUGAAUUUGAUUUCUGUGUUUCUUUUUUUCUUAUUCAUUGUGGGAUCUGUUAAGCUUUAAUUUUUACUUUCUAAAGUAUUAUUAAUUUUUAACCUUACUCUAUAUACUUUAAAUAAGUAUAUACUAUUGUUUUUCAAAUACGAACCCCCCUGUUUUUACUCAGAUUGAAAUAAAGAAUAUUUUUUUAAACAUUUUUAUGUGCAUAACACUAAGAUCAGAUUUACUAUUUAUGAGUUAUAGUUUUAAAGUUUAGAGUGGAGAAGAAAGGAAGAGUAAUAAAUUGCAUAUAUAUUUUAGAUUCUGAGUUAAGUGAAGUAGCUUAUAGUUUUACAAUGUUUUUUUUUUUAUCUAUAAACAACUUUUCUACCAGCAAUUUUGCUCUGAUUUACAAUGAUAACACUUUUUCUGAAAGUCUAUUUGAUUGGAUGGAGAGGUACUUUAAGAAAGUCAUUUUUUGAUUUUUCCAUUAAUGGGAAAAACCGGGAAAAUCAGUACAACAUUAAACAAUUAAUAUUCUUAAAAAAUAUUUAAUGCCUAUUUAUAUAUUGUUGACAAAGUAACACUAUCAAUUGAGCUCUGUAUAUUUCUCUUUUUAAAUGAUAAAUUGAUAGCUCUACUCAUCUUUAUAUAUAACUUAGCCAAAUGGUAACCUUAUUAAUAAGGCCUAUAAUAGUAACUUCUAUAAUUGUAUCAUACACAUUAGUAUUUUAUUUUUAAAAUUUCUAGGUAUUCCAAUAUCAUUAUUAUUAUUAUUGCAUAAUUUAUUAUUUAUAAUGUAUAUUUUUGUGCUUAUAUACAUGUUUUAAUAGCUUAUUAUUAUAACCAUUUUUAUAACUAUAAGUUAUGAGCCCUGCUCAUUAACUAAUUAGAAAUUGAACAAUUAUAAAAUAUGUUAACCUACUAUGCAUCUAAAUUCUAAAUUUAAAUAUGACCCUUCAUUGUACCUUUAUUGACAAUUAUUUAUAAGCAAAGAAAUAUUCUUCUUGCACAACAUCCAUCACUGUAGGAUAAAUUAAGUAAACUUGUAAUAUUUGUUUUAUAAUAUAGGAUAACUCAAAAUAAUUUAGAUGACUAAGAAAAUUAUUUUAGCCCAUUGUGUUUUUUAAAACCUAUAUGUAUAUUUUUUUUUUUAUUGAUUACAUGGUAGCUAUGGUUUCUACUGAAUAUUGUUUGUUAAUUUAGCUACAAAAAAAAAAAAAAUAAUAAUAAAAUCUAGCAAUAGCAAAGCAUUGCCGGGACAGCUAUAUUAUAUAAAAAUGAAUGUUUGUCUGUAUGUCUCUUAUACCUUCCUAAUCUAAUUCAUCCCAUUGUAAUGAGGCUUUUUGAUCAGAAUUUUCCCGAGAAGGUUAUAAGCUUUAAAAAAAUUUUAAUAUUCAAUCCCUUCAUCCUUAAAAAUCAUCCUUUGUAGUGAAAAAUUCUAUUAUUAUUAUAAGAUUUUACAUUUUGUUUAUUUAUUUACCUCAGAUCUAGCAACAAAGCCAUGCAAAAUAACAUAUUAUGACACAUAGACAUUUUUUCUGUCUAAUAUACUAAGCAAAACAGGAAUAAAGGUAAAAAGAAUUCAAAAAUUGGAACAGUCACAAGGACAGCUAGCACUUUUAGCACAAUUAUCCUUUUCCUAUAACUAUAAUAUUAAAAACUGAUAAAUUAAAGUUGCAGAUAACGCAAAAAUAUUGCACAAGGGCGAAGCUGGGUUAUUCAGCUAGUAUUUAAUACAUUUUUUAGUAAUUUGAUAAUAAUUGGUAAUAACUUAUUAUCUCCUAAUCCAUGCAAUCUAAUAGCUAUUGAAGCUAUUGAUGUUUUGAAUGAUAUCCAAUAGUUUCAAAAGGACCCUGUGAAACAAUUUUUAAAUUUGUAGGUUGGAUAAUGAUUAUAAUAAUAACACAAAAAUACCAAUAAAUUUAGAGUUAGCACAUAAAUAGUAGUAACAAUAAUAAUAUUAUACUAAUAUGUAAGUUUUAAUAUAGCUAAUAUAUAUCUUGGCAGUAUUAUAGUUUGAUGAUAUAGACUAUAGAGUAUAGAGGUGUAGAGAUAUUGAGAGAAAAAAUAGAUAUUAUUUUUCAAAUAAAUUCUAGAUUGCAAACACAAUAUUUUAGGGAAACUCAAUUUUUAUCAUAAUUUAAAUCUGUUGUUAAGAUAUUCAACUGAUAAACGGAAUUUCAUGUAUGGUCUAAAAAUGUUUAUUAUUAUUAUUUUUUUUUUUUUUUGACAUUUCAGUUAACUAGCGACAUGUAUUAGAAAUAAUGAUGAUAAUAAUAAUAAUAAUGAUAAAAAUGUAUAAAUAUAUAUAUAUAUAUAUAUAUAUCAUGCUAUCUUGUAGAUUUCAAAAAAAAAAUGUAUAUAUAUAUAUAUAUAUAUAAUCCUAUUGAACAUAAAAUAAUACCUAAUCGAAAACAAAAAUGUUACAGAACUUACAAUGUCAUUUAUAUGAAUAUCAUGCAUUAUAAUAUAAUUAUAUAAUUUGUAUUAUUUUAAUAAGGUGGUCCAAGAUGGGCAGCUUCACUGGUGAUCACUUAGCCAUUGUGCGUUAUGUUUGCAGUCUUUGUGGUCUAUACAUUGUUUGCUGGUGCUCCUUCUGUUGUAUGAUCUUCUUCAUCUGAACAAUCUUCGUCAUGUGUGUGUGUCACGGUGGAUGGUAUUUGAGUAGAAAAUGUGUUUGUAUUC